CUACGCCUCCUCCUCCUCCUUCUUCUCCUCGUCUUCGUCCUCGUCCUCCUCCCUCUCUCCCUCCCAAAACUCCCCCUCCCACAACAAGUCCUCCUCCCUCUGCUCCAUCCUCUUCCUAGCCUCCACCCUCUCCCUAGCCUCCCUCCUCUCCCUAAGCACCCCAGACGUGAAGUCCAUCACCGGGCCUUUCAACUCGAUUAUUAUGACUCUAGCUACCCCCCCGAGCAAAAGAAUUACGUAUACCAAAACUACAAACACGUAGAGGGUGGAAUCUUGCGUUUCGGCCUCCUUGCAGGAAGACUGGCUGCAGCGCUUGCUUUGGGCGGCGAGGUGGUGGGGUGUUGGGGUUGGGGCCAUGACCUUUGACUAGAAGGGCGGAAAGGAG
Messenger RNA from Aaosphaeria arxii CBS 175.79, 385 nucleotides. RefSeq lists its product as uncharacterized. The record is from RefSeq and is a predicted model, not a curated record. Lineage: Eukaryota; Fungi; Ascomycota; Dothideomycetes; Pleosporales. The transcript has a single exon. The annotation marks the transcript as partial.